Leptosia nina is the source of this 465-nucleotide messenger RNA. Lineage: Eukaryota; Metazoa; Arthropoda; Insecta; Lepidoptera; Pieridae. The record is from the annotation of a GenBank genome assembly.
AUGUCUUCACAAGACGCAGAUGAAACUGAAGAAGACAUGUAUGUAUUUGUUGAAUUCGACGAUAGUGUGAAUAUUGACAAGUAUAGAAAUGUUCAUGUAUUGGGUAUUGAUUCUGAGAAUCCUAUAGUUCAGUUGGAUGAUACUUUUUUUUUAGGUACUUAUGAAAGUCCUCUAGGGACACAUAUGUUUUUUGAAGAUGAUCCAUUUGCGCAAACAAAUGAUCCACUUUUUGAUAAAUUGCCUGAAAAAAACCUGAAAUAUAUAAAUAAAUCAAGAAAAACUAUAAAAGCUGAACAUGUCUAUGUCAAAGCAAAAGAAGAAAAUGAACAAGAACAACAGCAACCUGUAGAUAAACAGAAUGAUAUAAAGCCUGUAACGUUUUCAUCAAUUGCCGAAGCUGUAGAAAAGUUCAAAAAAGAUUGGAAGAGGUCAUAUCCAGAUAUUUUCAAUGAUAAUAAAGAGUAG